CACACCCACUGGUAACUCGCACCCGCCUCCCGGCUGCGCUCCGGUCUUCUCCUGCGCCCACAGGAUGGCACUUGGCAUCCGAGGGGGCUUGGGUAACGGUCGAGCACGGAGCUGCGGAAGGAGAAGUCGCGGGAUGCGGCGCGCAGCCGGCGCAGCCAGGAGACGGAGGUGCUGUACCAGCUGGCGCACACGCUACCCUUCGCGCGCGGCGUCAGCGCGCAUCUGGACAAGGCCUCCAUCAUGCGCCUCACCAUCAGCUACCUGCGCAUGCACCGCCUCUGUGCUGCAGGGGAGUGGAACCAGGUGGGAACAGGGGGAGAGCCACUGGACGCCUGCUACCUGAAGGCCCUUGAGGGGUUCGUCAUGGUGCUCACCGCCGAAGGAGACAUGGUUUACCUGUCGGAAAAUGUCAGCAAGCACCUGGGCCUCAGUCAGCUGGAGCUCAUCGGACACAGCAUCUUUGAUUUUGUCCAUCCCUGUGACCAAGAGGAACUCCAGGAUGCCCUGACCCUCAGGCCAAGCCUGUCCAAGAAGAAGCUGGAAGCCCGCACCGAGCGCCACUUUUCCUUGCGUAUGAAGAGCACACUUACCAGCAGGGGGCGCACGCUCAACCUCAAAGCCGCCACUUGGAAGGUGCUGCACUGCUCAGGACAUAUGAGGGCCUACAAGCCCCCUGCACAGACUUCCCCCAGCGGGAGCCCUCGCUCCGAGCCUCCCCUGCAAUGCCUGGUGCUCAUCUGUGAAGCCAUCCCCCAUCCAGCCAGUCUGGAGCCCCCUCUGGGGCGAGGGACCUUUCUCAGCCGCCACAGCCUGGACAUGAAGUUCACCUACUGCGACGAGAGGAUCGCAGAAGUCGCUGGCUACAGCCCAGAUGACCUGAUUGGCUGCUCUGCCUAUGAAUACAUCCACGCCUUGGACUCUGAUGCAGUCAGCAGAAGCAUUCACACUUUGCUGAGCAAGGGCCAGGCAGUUACAGGGCAAUAUCGCUUCCUGGCCCGGACCGGAGGCUACCUGUGGACUCAGACUCAGGCUACGGUGGUGUCAGGGGGACGCGGCCCCCAAUCAGAAAGCAUCAUCUGCGUCCACUUCCUGAUCAGCCGGGUAGAAGAGACCGGAGUGGUGCUGUCCCUGGAACAAACAGAGCAACAUUCUCGCAGACUCCCUCAACGGGGUACCUCCUCGAAGAAGGGUAUCCCUGGCAACAGUCUAGACCCACCUCCUCCCCGGAUCCUGGCCUUCCUGCACCCUCCGGCCCUGAGUGAGGCCUCCCUGGCUGCUGAUCCUCGCCGUUUCUGCAGCCCAGACCUGCGCCGCCUCAUGGCACCCAUCCUGGAUGGGCCUCCCAUAGGCGUCACCCCCAGCACCCCACAGGCUACCCAGAGACCCCAAAGUCCUCUUCCGGCUGAUCUCCCAGAUCAGUUUCUAGAGGGCUUAGAGAAUGCUUACAGACUCUCAGCUGCCCGGAAAAGCAAGACUGUGGAGACAAAUCUAGAUAAAGCUCAGGACCCUGACACUCUGGACUUGGAGAUGCUGGCCCCCUACAUCUCCAUGGAUGAUGACUUCCAGCUCAACUCCAGCGAGCAAUUGCCCAGAACCCACCGCAGACCUCCCAGGGUGACCCGCAGACCCCGGGCUCGGAGCUUCCAUGGCCUGUCGCCCCCGCCCCCGAGCCCUGAGCCCUCCCUGCUGCCCCGCUGGGGGAGUGAUCCGAGACUGAACUGCUCCAGCCCCUCCACGGGGGAUCCCUCCACAGCCUCCCUGGUGCCCGGAACUAGGAAGAGGGCGCUGGCCCAGAGCUCCGAGGACAAAGGGGCGGAGCUGCUGGAAAUAAAACCUGCCAAGCGGUCCCCCAGCCUAGAACCUGGAAGCUUCCGGCUGCCUCCCCUCAGCCUGAGUUUCCUUCUGCAAGGUCGACAGUUCCCAGGGAACCAGCAGGAUCCAAGAACCCCACUUCUGGUUUCCCACGAGCCCUUGGGCCUAGCUCCCUCGCUGCUCUCUCUCUACCAGCAUGAGGAAACUAUCCAGUCCCGGAACCACGUCUCACCAGCAGUGGGCUUGGCCCAGGUCCACUGAGUCAGCCCUCACCCCAACUCCCUUCUUCUACCCCAGAAAGGACUCAUCCACACUCCACACCAUCAACCCACACCCAGGACAGAGCCUCUCUCCUCUGAGUGCCCCUCACCAAGCCUCCGGCCAGCGUCAGACCUACCUCAGUCCCCAGCCCUCUGCCUUCACCCAUUCAGGGGCUUCCUGGAGUGUUUGCAGCUCAGUGACCUCUGGGAGGGGGCGUGUGACCCCUCCACGUCCUCAGGACUUCCCUUGGAGUUCUCCAUAGUUGGUUACCUCACUAUCCCUUUCUCUGACUGUCUUUGCUUUAUUUGAGGGGGUUGAGGGGUUGAGAGAGUCUGGGAUCUGUCUCUGAUCCUGGCUCCAUGGAGUUCGGACGGCCAUAAUCACAUUUUGUUUUGUUUUUAUGUUUUGUUUUGUUGUGCUUUCCAUCACUCUACCAUUAGCUUUACUUUGUCCUUCUCGCGAUGACACAUUCAGGCACCCUGCGCUGCACAGGGUCCACAACAAUGCGGGACUCUGAUCUUCCUCCUCCUCGGUGACAGAGGGGGAUCAGGAUCCCCUCACCCGCGGCGACUUGUGGAGUCUCAGCCUCCUGAGCUGCCACCCAGCUCUGCCUUCCCUUUCUGCUCCUGACUUCCUGCCCGGCACCAACCUGGCCUGAAUCAUGACUUCAUUUGUGAUCUGUUUUAAGGCGUACCCAGCAACUUCCUCCACUCUGCAGACCCAUAAUAUCUGACCCUAGAUUUAGAAUACUUGACUCCUACCUUCAUUGUUUGUAGACUGUGCAACAUCUGGCCUUCCCUGGUCUUAGGCUAUCCCACUUUCCAUCUUCCCUGGUUCUACACAGCAAGAACCAGGGCCUCCCUUGUAUCUAGACCGUGCAGCCCCUGGUCUUUGUUGGUUCUAGGUUGUAUGUCCUCGGGCCUUCCCUGGGCACAGGCCUGUGCCCUCUCUGGUUCUAGAGUUUCUACUCCCUGGUUCUGAAGUGUUCAAUCCAUGGUUUCUCCCUACCUUCAUUGUUUGUAGACUGUGCAACAUCUGGCCUGUGCCCUCUCUGGUUCUAGAGUUUCUACUCUCUGGUUCUAAAGUGUUCAAUCCAUGGUUUCUCCCUAGCUUUUGGACUCAGCACCCUCAUCUGUUUCUAGACUGAGAGCUGUGGGCUUCCUUGACUCUAGACUGUGCCACCAUUAGUCUCCUCUGGUUCUAGACCCAUGACCUUUGGCCUUCACUUGUUAUAGACACUGUGGCCCCUGGCCUCCAUGGUUCUAAGCUGUGUUAUUUCUGCCUUCUUCAGUUUAGACUAGGCAACCUCUGAUCUUCUCUCUCGUCUGUACGUUCUCUGGUGUUUUGCCUGAUUCUAGACAGCACACCUUAUGACCCUGCUGUGGUUCUAGACCAUGCCAUUUUUCCGGCCUUGUCUAUGAUUCUAGACUGUGGGCCCUCUGCUCUUCUGUGGUUCCAGAGGAAUGGUUCUCAACCUUCCUAAUGUUGCAGCUCUUGACUACAGCUCCUUGUGUUGUGGUAAUCCCCGACCAUAAAAUUGUUUUAUUGCUACUUCCUAACUGUAAUUUUGCAACUGUUAUGAGUCAUAAUGUAAUUAUCUGCUAUGCAGGAUAUCUAAUAUGCAACCCCCAAAGGAGUUGAAACCCACAGAUUGAGAACUGUUAUUCUAGAUUAUACAGCCUGUGACCAUCUUUGAUUCUAGGCAAUGAUGCCUCUAGUCUUCAUUGGUUCCAAACUAUAUGACCACUAACCUUCUCUGGCAUUCCCUGGUUCUAGACUGUGCUGUCACUAACUUCCCCUUGUCUCUAGACUGCAUCACCUCCAAUGUGGUCUGCUACAGACCUCAGUUUCUUCAAACCCUUCUAAUUCCAGAUCUCACAGUCUUCAGUUCUUUCUUUAACUGGCUCUCACAGUUCCUGGUUCUGUCUGUUUUCAAACCUCAGUGUUUUAAAGUGUGGUUUGAAUUACCUAAUCUCUGUAAGGCUCUCUGAGGCUAGAGCCUAUAACUACUAGAAUCCUCUUGAUACCAAAUUCAUUCUCUGAUUUCCUCUGGUUCUACCUCUUUUUAAAAAUCCCUCUAGUUCCCAUGCCCUCUGCUCCCCGUCAUUGCAGACCAUUUGCAUGCAUGGUGUUGAGAAUUAAAACCAGGACUUUGCACCUCCUAAGCAAACACUCUACCACUGAGCUAUAACCUUGGUCCUUUUUUUAUCUCUUAUUUUGAUACAGGAUCUUGAUCAAUUGCUCAGACUAACCUUGAACUCACUCUGUAAACCUAUGCAGGCUUUGAACUCAUGAUCCUCCUGCCUCCACCUCCCAAGUAGUUGGGACUUUCAGGCCUUUGAGACAGAGGCCAGUUGAUCUUUUAACUGACGAUUCCAUCUUGUUUCUGGAUUCCACAACUCCAAGCUUCCUGUUGGCUCCAAUCUUUUGAUUUGUAAGAUAUUUGGUUUCAAGUCAAGAUCUCAUUUUUAAUCGCUUUGGUCCCAGACCUCACAAUGUCUUAUUUCUCUUCAUGUUUCUGCACUCAAGAAUUCAAGAAUUGCUUUCCCCCAGUAAGGAAGGGCGAAGUGAGUCUUAUGUCUUGAACUUGCAGCCAACUCUUCUUGAAUCAGACACCAUGUGCCCAUUCUCUUGGGUUCUCGAUUUCACCACCUCCAUCGUCCCCAGGUUUUGAACUAUGCAAACUCUAGACCUUGAAACUUCCGGGAUUCUCUGUUCUCAGAUGACCUGGUGAUCUGCCUAUUAGUAAGCUUCAAAUAUCAAGCUAGGGGUUGGUGAUGCACACCUUAAUACCAGCACUUGGGAGGUAGAGGCAGGUAGAUCUCUGUGAGUUGAGUCCAGCCUGAUCUAUAGAGAAAGCUCCAGAAUAGCUAGGGCUAUGCAGACAAAUCCUGUCUUAAAAAAACAAAACAAAACAAAAAACUCCUGCGUUUUGAUACUGUUUUGAAACAGUGUCUCAAAAGGCACUGACCACUACUAAAUUGCCAUGUAAUCAAGGAAUACCUUGGACUUGUGAUACCCCUUCACCCACCUCCCGAGUGCUGGGAUUACCUGCAUGUCUGGUUUUAUGUGGUGAUGGGUAUUGAACCCAGAGCCUCAUGCAUGCUAGGCUGGUACUCUACCAACUGAGCUACACUCAGCCUCUGUAAAUGUCUUCUAAAUCUAGACCUUGCCCCAUGAGUUCUUUUGGUUCUAGACCCCACAAUUGUCAAGUCCUCCUUACUUCAGCUCUUAUGACUGAAAUUACCCUGAAUCUAGAACACAUCUUGAAAAUAGCAGCUGAUAAUGUCUUGCCUUAUAGAUUUCUCUAGUACUAAACCUUAGAACCCCAACUCUUUCCUAUUUUAGAUUGUAAGAUCCAAAAAAUCCCUGUGGAUUCUAGAAUUUAGUUUGGGGGCUUUUUUUCCCCUCCCAGAGAGGAGGCAGGAUUUCAUGUAGCUCAGGGUGGCCUUGAACUUCUGAUCCUCUGCCCUCCACCUCAAAUGUUGGGAUUAAAAGAGUGCACCAUUGCAAUCACUUUAUGUGCUGACAGGGGUGAAACCCAGCUUUGUGAGACACACGCUCCGUCAUAGACCUUUUCUAAUGUGCCACCACUCAUGAAUCACUGGGGUCUGGGCCUCUGACUUCUGAUCCUAUUUCUUCAGGUUCUAAGAAUGCAGCCUCCCAGUGGGCUUGUAGAAUGUUUCUUGUUAUAGAAUCUAGAACUCACUCUGUAGGUUCCCCACAUGCCUUGAUUCUUUAGGUCCAGAUCUAAUCCUUCUAGCUCUGCUCUGGGCUUCCCAGCCCUCAGUUCUUCCCUGACCUCUCAAGGCUUCCCAGGCCAGAUCCUCUGCUCAUGAACUUCAUCUCCAAGCCCCUCCCGUCUUGUAGCCCUAAAAUUUCUCUAUCCUAGAACCUCUUUCACUCCUCACCCCGAGCCUCCAGGCAUGCCCUUAACCUUAACUUUACUCCAGGUAUCUAGGGACCUGGGGCUCCCUCCCCUCCCUUGGGGUUCCAUCAUCCAGCCACUCAGGCACACGCACAGCCCUAUCUGCAUAUCUUGGGGUGGGGAAAGAGGGCAGGACCCCUCAGCUGUCUCCCACCAGCUACGCACCCUCCUGACCCCAGCUCCCUUUCUACAAUGGUGCUACUCUUGGUCUUCCACAGGAAAAGGCUCCCCUCUCUGUCCCAUUCAUGAUUCUAUGGAAGGCACCACUCAAUCUGUCUCUUGUCAAGACAGAGGUGGCCUGUCCAGGUGCUACAGGGAAAAGGGUGUGAGCCUCCUCUCCCCUCAUGGGUUUUGUGGGCCCUCAAUGGAAGGAACUGUCCUGACUAGGAGAGAGGAAGGACAUGCCCCAGCCAUGCUGGCUCAGAAACCCAAAAAUGUCUCCCAAGCCACCAUAAAGACCUCGCCUUGGCAGGCACCAGA
Mesocricetus auratus (golden hamster) is the source of this 6481-nucleotide messenger RNA. RefSeq names its product hypoxia inducible factor 3 subunit alpha (gene Hif3a). Gene Ontology annotation, molecular function: DNA-binding transcription factor activity, RNA polymerase II-specific; RNA polymerase II transcription regulatory region sequence-specific DNA binding; protein dimerization activity. Gene Ontology annotation, biological process: cellular response to hypoxia; regulation of transcription by RNA polymerase II. The transcript has 15 exons. Lineage: Eukaryota; Metazoa; Chordata; Mammalia; Rodentia; Cricetidae. The record is from RefSeq and is a predicted model, not a curated record. Bases 241 to 2073 code for a protein of 610 amino acids.